Lizanozyma spartinae is the source of this 738-nucleotide messenger RNA. RefSeq names its product Abg1p (gene ABG1). Gene Ontology annotation, cellular component: endoplasmic reticulum membrane. Lineage: Eukaryota; Fungi; Ascomycota; Pichiomycetes; Serinales; Debaryomycetaceae. Bases 1 to 738 code for a protein of 245 amino acids. The record is from RefSeq and is a predicted model, not a curated record. Gene Ontology annotation, biological process: fungal-type cell wall biogenesis; (1->6)-beta-D-glucan biosynthetic process. The transcript has a single exon.
AUGAAGUUUGGAUUUUUAUCUUUGGUCUUAGCCAGUACUGCUUUGCUAAGAAAAGUUUCUGGAACAGAAGUUGUAGGAGGAGUUUACUUCUCCAAUGAUGUUCCAUUGGGAGAUGCACUAAAUAUUGAAGCAAAGGAUUACUUCAAUUCCCUUCUUAAAUAUACUAAAGAGUUUUGUCAGAAUCCAGGAAACAAGAUUACCUAUGUGGUUGCAGAAAACUUGGUGUUAGAUAACUCUAACUCACAACCUGGUGCUACUUACCCAUGGGUUUCCUACACUAAUGUUGAAGAUGCUGAGACUGUACCAAUAGCUGACAAUUGUGAUAAUGUCUCUGUUCAAGUUUUUGGGGAUGUUUCACUUGCAAAGUUCAUUGAAAAUAGCCAAUCUCAGUUUAGUGAACAUAACUUUGUGGUUGUGCAACAGAAGCCUCAAUUCACCAUUACUUCUGAAAUUGAUGAGGCAGAAGUACAAGAAGAACAAUUGGUUGUGGGUGAAUUUUACUGGCAAAGUGAUAUUUCCAACGAUGGAAAUUUCAAAAGAACUCCUUCUAAUUCUACUACUAGAGGUGAGAGUGUAUUCACUCAUUAUCAAUUCUUUACACCUGGUAUUAUAUCCAGUCUUGUUUUGUCAUCCUUCUUGAUUUUCAUAUUGUAUGUUGCUAUAAGUUGGAUGGCUUCAAUUGAAGUCACUUAUCUGGCUUUUGACAAGCAGAUUGAUUACGAAAAGAAGACAGAGUAG